AUAGAUGUGAGUAUCAACCGCUACCUUUACAUAAAUGUAGCUAUUUAGAAGUUUGUUUUCCUCUUAAGAAGUUUUUCUUUUAAUUUCGGGAAUUUCCUGUAUGUAUUGGUGGCAGUUCUGUGCCAUUAUAAUGGAGUAUAAAUAUUAAUGAUUUAUAAUGUAGUGUUGGUGUGGUGUUCUAGUGUCAUCAUAUGCUUAUUUUUCGACGUUUUUAUUGUUAAUAUGGGAAAAAUUACAAUUUAUCGUUAAGGUGCUAAAAUUAGGAAAAUCUCAUGAUGGCUGCCACCCAGAAUGUACCAGUAUCUGAGAUAUUAAGGAAUAAGAGCAAGUUUGAAGAUGACGAACCAAAGAAAAAGUCUCGUGAAGAUUGGAGGAAGGCAAAGGAACUUGAAGAAGCUCGAAAGGCGGGCACAGCGCCUGCGGCGGUCGACGAGGAGGGCAAGGACAUCAACCCCCACAUCCCGCAGUACAUCUCGUCGGCGCCGUGGUACUUUGGCUCGACAGGGCCCACCUUGAAACACCAGCGGCCCCAGCCGGAAAAGCAGAAGGAAUACGAUGACAUAAACGAGUGGUACAAGCGGGGAGUAGACACGACUAAAGUUGCUAUAAAAUAUAGGAAAGGAGCCUGCGAGAACUGUGGAGCGUUGACCCACAAGCGAAAAGAUUGCAUGGAGAGGCCACGUAAAGUUGGUGCCAAAUUUACAGGAAGUAGCAUAGCAGCAGACGAGUUCAUCCAGAAGGACCUUUCCUUGGACUAUGACGGUAAAAGAGACCGCUGGGCGGGCUACGAUCCGUCGGAGCACAGAGCGAUUAUCGAAGAGUACCAGAAGAUAGAAGAAGCAAAAAGGCAGUUACGGGCGCACAAACUGAAUGCCAACAUUGAAGGGGAAGCAGAGGUGGCUGAGGUGGAAGAUCAGGACAAGGAAGACGAAGACAAAUACGUGGACGAGGUGGAUAUGCCUGGCACCAAGGUGGAUAGCAAACAGCGCAUAACUGUGAGGAACUUGCGCAUCCGUGAAGACACCGCCAAGUACUUGCGCAAUCUGGACCCUAACUCGGCGUACUACGACCCGAAAACCAGGUCGAUGAGAGACAAUCCAUAUGCUGGAGUCAGUGAGCAAGACGUGGACUACGCGGGGGAGAACUUUGUGCGGUUCUCGGGGGACACGCGCAAGCACUCGGCGGCGCAGCUGUUCGCCUGGGAGGCGUACGAGAAGGGCGUGGACGUCCACCUGCUGGCGGAGCCCACCAAGCUGGAGAUGCUGCGGCAGGAGUACGACGCGAGGAAGGAGCAGUUCAAGAGCGAGGCCCAGCGCGACGUGCUGGGGCGGUACGGCGGGGCGGAGCACCUGCAGGCCCCGCCCAAGGAGCUCUUGCUGGCCCAGACCGAGGACUACGUCGAGUACUCCCGCUACGGCAAGAUCAUCAAGGGGCAAGAAAAACAAAUAAUUCGAUCGAAGUACGAAGAAGAUGUUCUGAUAAACAAUCACACUUCUGUUUGGGGCUCAUUCUGGCAAAAUGGGAGAUGGGGCUACAAGUGUUGCCUCUCUUUUGUGAAGAAUUCGUACUGCACCGGUGACGCUGGGAAAGCAGCGGCGGAGACGUCGAGUGCUCAGGAGACGCAGUCCCUCAAGCCUCACCACAGCAACAGCGCAGACGAGUCGGAGUCCUCUUCGUCGUCGUCGUCUUCAUCUGAUGAAAGUGUUGCCCAGCAAGAAGUCUCUUCAAAGAAAAAAAGUAAAAAGCGCAAGAAGAAGAAGAAGAAAAUGAAAGACAAGAAAAAGAAAGCAAAGCUUCAGAAUGUGGCCAAAGAAGAGGAUAAAUUACAAGAGGCCCUCAAGGAAGAAGAAAUGAAUCAAAAAGCAGCAGACAAAUUGCUGGCCAUGGAUGAGCGAAAACGCCCUUACAAUAGCAUGUUCGAAGUGAAGAAACCUACAGAUGAAGAAAUAGAGGCAUACUUGAUGAAGCGGAGAAGAGAUGAGGAUCCCAUGUCACAGUUCAUGGGCUAGUUGUAAUUUGUACUAAAUUGUAACCCAAUGUAAAUUUUAUUUUAUUUUGUAUAUAAAGAUAGUUUAAAGAUUAAAUGCAAUUUAUGUA
This is a messenger RNA of Bacillus rossius redtenbacheri, 2097 nucleotides long. RefSeq names its product pre-mRNA-splicing factor Slu7 (gene Slu7). The record is from RefSeq and is a predicted model, not a curated record. Bases 273 to 2009 code for a protein of 578 amino acids. Gene Ontology annotation, cellular component: spliceosomal complex. Gene Ontology annotation, biological process: mRNA splicing, via spliceosome. Lineage: Eukaryota; Metazoa; Arthropoda; Insecta; Phasmatodea; Bacillidae. Gene Ontology annotation, molecular function: pre-mRNA 3'-splice site binding. The transcript has 11 exons.